UCAGUGGUUCGCAGUUAUUCCGCGAGAGGUUUUCGUAAUCGAAGAUCGCAGCUGUGUCGCACGCGCUGGACAAAGUUGUUUGACAUUUUGAUUCCUACUUAAAUGUAACACAGUCGCGCAUCAACGAUGGGAAUACUGGAAAAGAUCUCGGAAAUCGAGAAGGAAAUUGCACGAACGCAAAAGAACAAAGCUACCGAAUACCAUUUGGGCUUGCUGAAGGCGAAACUUGCCAAGUAUAGAUCCCAGCUCUUGGAACCAUCGAAAAAGUCGGAAAAGGGCGAAGGUUUCGAUGUGCUAAAGUCGGGAGAUGCCAGAGUCGCGCUAAUUGGUUUCCCAUCAGUCGGCAAAUCCACUCUACUCAGUACCUUACUGCCACCCUCGGAGGCUGCAUCCUAUGAAUUCACUACCCUGACAUGUAUUCCUGGUGUUAUCGACUACAAAGGUGCUAAUAUACAAUUGUUGGAUCUGCCUGGUAUAAUAGAAGGAGCAGCGCAGGGAAAAGGACGAGGCAGGCAGGUCAUAGCUGUUGCCAGAACAGCCGACUUGGUUCUUAUGAUGUUAGAUGCAACCAAACAGGACGUUCAACGACAACUUUUGGAAAAAGAAUUGGAAUCAGUUGGAAUAAGACUCAAUAAGAAGAAACCGAAUAUUUAUUUCAAGGUGAAAAAAGGUGGCGGAUUAGCCUUCAAUUCAACAUGUCCUCUGACGAAAGUAGACGAGAAACUAGUCCAAAUGAUUCUUCACGAAUAUAAAAUCUUUAAUGCUGAAGUUUUAUUCCGUGAAGAUUGCAGUGCGGACGAGUUGAUCGAUGUCAUCAACGCGAACCGAGUGUACUUGCCCUGCCUUUAUGUAUAUAAUAAAAUUGAUCAAAUUUCGAUAGAGGAAGUCGAUCGGAUUGCCCGGCAACCUAAUAGUGUUGUAGUUAGCUGUAAUAUGAAGUUGAAUUUAGACUUCCUACUGGAAGUAUUAUGGGAAUAUCUAUCCUUGAUAAGGGUGUACACAAAAAAGCCUGGCCAACCACCCGACUUUGACGAUGGUCUAAUAUUGAGGAAAGGCGUAACAGUGGAGCAUGUAUGUCAUGCAAUUCAUCGUACACUUGCUCAACAAUUUAAAUACGCCCUUGUAUGGGGUACAAGUACCAAAUACUCGCCUCAGCGAGUAGGAUUGCAGCAUGUGAUGCACGAUGAGGAUGUCGUGCAAAUAAUGAAAAAAUAAAUUUUGAUGAAACUUGUAAAAUCGAUAAACAAAUAUAUCGAUAUCAUCAUAUGAUUGUUAUAUGAUAUAUAUAUAAAACGCGAGAGAAAAUUACUACUAUCAACAAAUUAUAAAUCUUAGGAUGAAUGUGCGUUUACAUAGAUUACAUACAUUUCAAACUUAUGAACUUGCAAAUAUUGUUCCAAUAAAUUCGCAAAAACAAAACAAA
Nylanderia fulva is the source of this 1423-nucleotide messenger RNA. Its product is annotated as developmentally-regulated GTP-binding protein 2. Gene Ontology annotation, molecular function: GTPase activity; GTP binding. NCBI's taxonomy places the organism in Eukaryota, Metazoa, Arthropoda, Insecta, Hymenoptera, Formicidae. The record is from RefSeq and is a predicted model, not a curated record.